AUGUUUGAAAUCCAAAUUCUUAUAAAAUUUCAUGAGAAUCAUAUAAAUAACAGAAUUUUGUAUCAUACUGAAGAUGAUAUUAAAUUCACUUUACCUUCUAAUGAGUAUGUUAUUGAUGCCUUGCCUGUUGUUGAAUAUGUUAAUGAAGAUAACAUGUUUGAGAAUAGUGAACAUAAAAAUGAGCCUGAUACUUUCUCUGUAGUUGAAAAUGCUAAUGAUAAUAUAUUUAAAGGUAAAAAUCCUAAAAGUGUGUCCAAUAUUCUAACUGUAAUUAGAAAUGUCAAAGACAACAUAUAUAAAAGUGAAGAUUUAGAAAAUGAGCCUAAAGACAGUUCUCUAAAAGAAAUAUAUACUAGGCAGACCUUUACUUCUUUUAAGAUGCUUAAACAAAGUAAAUAUUUACCUAAAAAGAAGUUAGAUCUUAUAACAAAUAAAAAUCAGGAAUUAGCAUAUAUAGAUUGUAGAUUUGUGUUAAAUGCUUCAUACAAAAAACAAUCAAAUCUUGUGUUUGUUAACAAGUUCAUUAAAAAACACAAUCAUGUGUUAAAAGACAGUAAUUUACUUCAAUUUUUACUAUUAUUACAUAAAAUACCUACACAUAUAAAGGAAGAAGUUAGAUUUUAUAUUCAAGAAUGCAAUUUAGAAGUGACUAUUUUAAAACAAAUAUUAUGA
This is a messenger RNA of Cetraspora pellucida, 672 nucleotides long. The record is from the annotation of a GenBank genome assembly. NCBI's taxonomy places the organism in Eukaryota, Fungi, Glomeromycota, Glomeromycetes, Diversisporales, Gigasporaceae.